Molecule: messenger RNA, 6116 nt
Organism: Boleophthalmus pectinirostris (great blue-spotted mudskipper)
Lineage: Eukaryota; Metazoa; Chordata; Actinopteri; Gobiiformes; Gobiidae
Gene: sstr2a
Product: somatostatin receptor 2a
Exons: 4
Coding region: 711-1850 (379 amino acids)
Biological process (GO): neuropeptide signaling pathway; cellular response to glucocorticoid stimulus; cellular response to estradiol stimulus
Cellular component (GO): membrane; neuron projection
Molecular function (GO): somatostatin receptor activity; neuropeptide binding
Source: RefSeq, a predicted model, not a curated record
UACGGUCUGAUGCCACUCCGCUGGUGUGGUGUCCCGCUGAUCGUUCUGUCACCGAUACGUAACUCAUGCGUGACUCAAAAGUGUGGAUGUGCCGAAGAACACCGACGCAGCACGUAUAUGGUGACGUACGAGCUCUCUCUCCCUCUCUCUCUCUUUUUCUCUCUCUCUAUCCCUCUAUCCCUCUCUUCCUCUCCUCUAUUGCCGCUUCAGUGCCAAAACGUCCCUGUUCCCACUCGCGCGCACUCUCCAACACCACGCGCUCGCUCCUCUCCAAAAAAGCCCACUCGGAUUUACGCGCGGAUGCUUCGUUAAAAAAAAAAAAAAAAAAAAAAAAAAAAAAACGCUCAGAGAAACUCGCUUGUCGUGAAGGUGAAGGGGAGAAGGGGAGCGCGCGACUUCUGGCAAACGUCCGUGCGUAAAGGUCGGCGCAUCGGAGCAGGUGCAUAGAUGGAGAGGUUCGUGUGCCAUUGAAGGAGGACACGCAGCGAUGGAUCUGACGCACGGAUGAAGCGCGGCGGUUGAAGUAAGUCAACGGGAAGUGAAGAUUCCAACAAAAUGUAUAUAGCACUUCUACGAUCCAUCUAAAACACCCCCAAACAUCUCCUUAUCUCAACCUUAAACUCCGUCUCCAUCCAAACAACAAUGUAACCGCCAUCCUACAUUCUACCACAUUACCCAGAACCCCCUUGUGCUACAAACAGACUACAAACAUGACGAUGGAACAGUGGCCCUUCCUCACCAGCCCGCCCAACAUCUCCUUCCCCGAAUCGCUGAUGUACGACGGCUACUUCCCGGACAACGAUUCGGACUACAACAUGACGGAGCAGGCCAACAUGCACCAAGACACCACCAGCUCGGUCGUGAUCACGCUCAUCUACUUCGUGGUGUGCAUCAUCGGUCUCUGCGGCAACGCUCUGGUCAUCUACGUGAUCCUGCGCUACGCCAAGAUGAAAACGGUCACCAACAUCUACAUCCUGAACCUGGCAGUGGCGGACGUGUUGUGUAUGAUGAGUCUGCCGUUCAUCGCGCUGCAGUUAGCUUUGGUGCACUGGCCCUUCGGAGAGGCACUGUGCAGGAUCAUCAUGAGUGUGGAUUCUCUCAAUCAGUUCACCAGUAUCUUCUGCCUGAUGGUGAUGAGCAUUGAUCGCUACCUGGCAGUGGUCCACCCCAUAAAGUCAACAAAAUGGAGGAAGCCACGCGUUGCUAAGCUGAUAAACCUGACCGUGUGGGGCGUCUCUCUCCUGGUGAUCCUGCCCACCAUGAUCUUCAGCGGGCUGGAUAACGUUCCUGUGUGUGGGAUCGUCUGGCCAGAGCCUCAAGAUGUCUACUACACGGCCUUCAUCGUCUACACGUUCUUCAUCGGGUUCUUCAUGCCCCUGGUGGUGAUCUGUAUGUGCUACCUGCUCAUCAUCAUCAAGGUGAAAUCGUCGGGCAUGCGCGUGGGCUCCACCAAGCGCAAACGCUCCGAGCGCAAAGUCACCCGUAUGGUGUCCAUUGUGGUGGCCGUGUUCGUCCUCUGCUGGCUCCCAUUCUACGUCUUCAAUGUCACCUCAGUAACCAGCUCCAUCAAGCCCACCCCGGUCGUCAAGAGCACCUUUGACUGUGUGGUGGUGCUCGGCUAUGCCAACAGUUGCGCUAACCCCAUCCUGUAUGCCUUCUUAUCGGACAACUUCAAGAAGAGCUUUCAAAACGUUCUGUGUUUGAAGAAAGUGGCCGGGCUGGACGAGAUGGAGCGCAGUGACAGCAGAGCGGACCGGAGCAGGAUGGUGCAUGACGCUGUGAUCAUCGGCGCCAACUUGGAGACUCAUAAUGCUUCUUUGCUAAACGGCGAAUUGCAGACUAGCAUUUGAACUGAUGUUUACAUUGCUGGACAAACAUUGCUGGAAUAUGAUGUAAUGGUUCCUACAGAUGGCAAAGUCCGAACCUAAACCAACAAUUUUUCAAGGGGGCUACCAGGGUUCACCGAGUCCCAUUCAAUAUUGGCUCAGUGACGCAACGUUCCACUAACUUUGCACCAUGGCCUUGAGUAAAACGUAGUGAUUUUCAAUACUGUACGAGGAGCUCAUGCCAGACCAUGGCAUUAACGUGCUGUUCUAGCUUGCAGGGUUGAGAAGUCACGUCCAACUUGUGAGCAGAAUUCAUAUUUUCAUGGAUUCUAUUGGAUUGUGGAAAAUUCAGGUCAUACAAAAAGUUUAAGUUCUUGGGACAUAACCAGAUCAAGUCUAUAAGUGAGGUUGGAUGGCUCAGUGGAGAGGAGCCAAGGAAAACAGCCCCUCUGAAACUUUGUGAUAAGAAGUGGAAAUAGAACAUAAAAUUGGACAGAAGAGACAGGCUAAAAUUGUGGCAUAAAAUUGUACAAUGACUCAAACACUGUUCUAAGAAAGUAGCUCUGGCCUUGCGAGCAUGGAAACUUGUACAUAAGAAGUAUUUUACUCAACAAUACUGUACAGUGACUGAUAUUUUCAUAGCUUCUAUAUUGUAGCUUGCGUGUAUAUAAAGAUUGUGAGUGUGCUUCACUAUUACUGGCAUCCUUGAAUUGAGAAAGUAGACAUUGACAUAUAGAUUAAAAGUUGUGUAUUACCCAAAAUGGAUUCUUGUGAGUUUUAAGACAUGUUAUAAUGUUAAUGUUAAAAAAAAUUAUCUCCUCAAAAACAUUCAUUUGCACAUUCGUUUGAGUAACCCUUUAUUUUUAGUCGAUAAGUGUUUUGGUCAUUUUUAAGCAGCUUUUCUGUAUUUUACCUAAACAAAUCUCAAUUUAUGCCUCUCUUUAUUGUUGGCAGGGAUUAAAUUUGUUAAAAAUAGGGACACUUGGGACAUUUCUUGUAUAAAACUGGGACAAAUCACUGUUUUGGGAUAAAUCUGCUGGGACAGGGGACACAGGGCUCAAAACUGGGAUUGUCCCGGGUAAAUAGGGACGUCUGGUCACCCUACAUCAAGUUGUAGUAUAAAAGCUGCUACCUUUACCUUUAGUUUAGUAGAAAUUGUCAGUUCCAGGGCUGAAAUCAUCCAAAUGAUUGUAGUGAAGGUGUAUGGAAUUUUAAAACACAGUGUAUUGCCACAGGACAUGACAUGAGUGUUUUCAGUUUGACAGAAGAACACAGCGUAAACACCAUAAUAUAGGCUCUUUAAAAUGUUUUCACAUAUUGAUAUUCUAUCCCUUUCACUUUAAUAGGACAUCAAUGUUUCUAGACAGCGCAGAUAAAUUGUUGUUUAUACGUUCAUGACAUUUGCCGACAAGUAUUAAGAGUAAAAAUCGAACUUUCAGCUGCAGUUUCUAAAGCUUACAAAGUUAUACAAGAUUUGUGGUGCACGCUAAAAUUAUACUGUCGUUGUCUGCUAUCUUUUUGGUGUCAAUUUAACAUUAAUUUUCAAGGCACACUAUGUAACUUUUGGUUGGGGGUCUGUCAUCUGUUUGUUUCUAUGGAUAUGUCAUUGCUUUGCCUGGAAUGUUCCACAGUAUGACAUUAAACUAUACUACUAAUGUAAACUCUACCUUACAUUUAUUCAAUUACAGGUGGUUUUAAAGCUCCAAAAUACCUACAAAAACAACUGUAACUUGGUCUGGUUUGGUCUCCAUGCAGAUAGAAAGGUUUAAUGCCAAACUGUGAAAUAUUCCAAAUGAAGUAAUAACAUCUCAAUGGAGACAAACCUUUAAGAAAUGUUAAUUACAUAGUCAUUAAUAUUUACGGUCAUUUUUGCACAUUAAAUUACACAAAACAAUACAAUAGGCUACAUGAUUGUGUUUUCUGACAAGGCUCUGAUGUUACUCACGUCAAAUAGAAUCUUAGGCUACGUUCAGACUGCAGCCUGAAGUGACCCAAAUCUGAUUUUUUUCACCCCAUGCUCCUGUAUCUGAUCUUUUAAUGACAGUCUGAACAACACAGAUCCGAUUUUUUCAAAUACGACCCAGGCCACUUGGAUAUGUGCUCCUAAAAACGAUACAUAUAUGAUCUUUUGACAUGUGACUUCAGUCUGAACGGUCAGGUUGCAUUCAUUCCACCUACACGUCAGGCUCGGAGUCUCGUCAUUGAAGAGACAGCGAGGUUAGCGAGUUAAUUGAUAUUUGGGGGUAUCGCUGUGUUCAGGCCAAAUUGGAUGGGCCUUAUCGGAACCGGGCAGUUUUUGAAAUGAUUGCCAGAGAAAUGUCCGAGCGCGGCUACAGACGUCCUGGCUCUAAUGUCAACAAAAAAUAAAGAGCCUGUGAACCAAAUAUAGGCUAAAGACUCAAACAAACAAAGCGGCCAUGGACGUGUAACCUGUCCAUUUUACAAAGAACUGGACCGUAUUUUGAGAGACAAGCCCAGCAUUUUAGGAGACUUCUGUAAACACUGAGCAUGCUCACUGCGUUUGACAUCAUCAUGUCCUCCAAUGCACAUGCGGGACACUUUUGGAGCAUUUAAAGUUCACAUACAAGUGAACUUUAAAUGAUUAUAUACAAGUCACAUUUGAUUGUAAAUGUGAACGACCUCGCAAAAAAAUCUGAUUAAAAAAAAAAAACCUCAGAAUUGAGCAUUCUGAGCAGUCUGAACAGAGCCUUAAUUACAUAGUCAUGUUGAUGCUAGUUGCUGCGUCAAGAAAUCACGCAAAACAAUGUUAUACAAGCUUGUGUUUUCUGACAAGGCUCUGGUGUUACAUCUGUUCAAAUGAUUUUCAGUCACCAAAACAGCCCUAGUCCUUCAGAGUUUGCAGUGUUGAGAAUCUAAAGCUUUGUCUCCCGUUGAAAUUACAGGGAAAUCAAUGUAAUGUAGGCCUGUCUUUUCAAUGGAGACACUCUUACAAAUACUGCAAGGGCAUAUGUUCCUGUUUUUAACUGAAAAUUGAAUUCAUUUUGAAUAGUUUGCCGUGUUCCAAACUAAUUCCUUACCUUUUAAACACACUCCCAGUACUUCUGGGUUUGCAAGCAGCACAUAGCAGUCUAAAUUUGAUCUUGAGCUGCUUUUACAACAUUGGGGGCAUUUUUAUAUUUUGGGAAAGAAGGUUUUCACCACCACUUCAUUCAAGGAUGCCAUUUUUGCAAAGAACACUCUAUCUUGUUAAGAUGUGGUAUUAACACAUUUUAUACAUGUACCACUGUAAAAAAAAAAAAAAAAAAAAAAGAGAGAUUUCUGCUGGGUAAGUGUGAUGAAACGUACAGUAUUUUCUGAUGUCGGUGAUAGCGGCUCCACUUCUCCAUGUGUGAAGACGUCCGCACAAAGACUGUGAGCUACAUAGAAGGGGUACAUUGAGUAGCACAUUACAGUUCACAGUGGGGGGAGCGCUUCGGGCCAUACGCUCAAAAUAUUCUGUCAGAAUUUCCUAUGAAUGGGCCGUGUCAUUUUAAUAGCACUCAGCUUUAAUGAGGAAUACGCUGCUGAAGUGGCGAGAUGUGUUGAUUAUGCUGCGUUAUUUUUAGAAUGUUAAUUCCAUUUUUGAAAAUACAGCCAUGAAUUAAAAAAACCCAUGAGCAUAGCAGUCAAGCCCUUGUAAAAAAUUGCAGGGAUUACAAGUAUUUUUCCUGAUGAUUUUUGAAAGCCAAUGCAGAAUGGAGCUCAACACUUACCAUCAAUUUCCCAUUCAUUUUUCCCAUAGACUUAUAAUAAAAAAAAAUAAAAAAACAGGAAACAAAUGACCACAAGCAAGAGCUAUAAUUUUAUAUAAAAUUAGUUUCUCACUUUGUAAAGCGCUACAUUAUUAAAACAUUACACCAAAGUUUAGGAUUUAAAUGUAUUUUUUGUACUGAAAACAACCCUGUUAUGGAUAUACUGCAGGUCUCUCAGUUACCACUAGGGUUGUCAAAAGUAUCGAAAGUCAGAUACUAAUUGAGACUAGAUACUUAUUUGAUCCAGUAUCAAUACUAAAAGAGUCACAUUCACAGGACAGAAAUAUACUUUUCCUGAAUAGCUUUAGAAUGAUCUUGAGCUGUAUCAGAACAAGUAUAAGAGCGCAGAGACUAGUAUACACCCAUGGACCAGACACAGAUAUAACUCAUGGUAAUAUAAAAGAAAGUAGUGUUUCUAUUAUCAUUGUGGUAUCAGAAUGAGUAUCGGAUGUAUUCCUUAGUAUCAAAAUCAAGCUUUUUAGUAAAGUGACAGCAGUACUUACCACAUCGAUAGUUUCAUCAUUCCUUAAUCAUUCCU